Molecule: messenger RNA, 721 nt
Organism: Stylophora pistillata
Lineage: Eukaryota; Metazoa; Cnidaria; Anthozoa; Scleractinia; Pocilloporidae
Biological process (GO): hormone-mediated signaling pathway; activation of adenylate cyclase activity; adenylate cyclase-activating G protein-coupled receptor signaling pathway
Cellular component (GO): plasma membrane
Molecular function (GO): protein binding; G protein-coupled peptide receptor activity
Source: RefSeq, a predicted model, not a curated record
AUGGCCGUUUUCCCCUCCGACCUGUCUGAUAACAAGCUAAAGAACUUGUCAUCCGGUGUUUUUGAUAAGCUUCACGGAUUAACAAGUCUCGACCUGUCUGAUAACCAGUUGAAGGACUUGCCAUCCAGAAUUUUUGGUCAGCUUCACGGAUUAAAAAGUCUUGACUUGUCCUAUAACCAACUAAAGGAAUUGCCUUCAGACACUUUCAGAGAUAAUCUAUAUCUCAGAGAGCUAUUCUUGAACAACAACAAGUUAAAGAAUUUGUCCUCUGAUCAACUUCCUUGCCGGGCUGACCUGUUUAACAACCUUACAAAACGGAAUUUGCCCUUAUCUCAACGGACUCACUGGAAACAGAGGAAAUGCACAUUCGUAAACUUAACCCUGGACUUCAAUAAACUGGAGACGCUGCCAAGUGGCUUAUUCAAGGCUCAUAAGUUAUAUGAUCUCUGGCUGGGAAACAACAACUUGAAGACAUUACCUGAAGAUCUGUUCGAAGGGCAAACUAAGUUAAAAUACUUGCGUUUGGUCGGCAACCAGCUUGAGAAGCUACCACACAACAUAUUUUAUGGAUUGGCCAACCUGAAGAAACUGGACCUAUCUUAUAACAAGUUGUCCAACUUGUCUCGAGGUGUUCUCAGCACAAACACUAAGCUGAAAGAAUUGGUUUCUAGGCGCUACUUCAUAAGCUAAGUACAUACAAGUAAAAGGGAGAUUACAAAAU